Messenger RNA from Symbiodinium pilosum, 1296 nucleotides. The record is from the annotation of a GenBank genome assembly. NCBI's taxonomy places the organism in Eukaryota, Dinophyceae, Suessiales, Symbiodiniaceae.
AUGGGUGAGACGUUGCAAGACGCCAUCAAGUUGGCAACUGCAACAGCGCAGCAGUCCCAACAGAGCGCUGCUGCUAGUGCGGCACUUGCAGCUGGCGCUGCAGACAGCUCAGGAGAGGCCGCAGCGUCAUCUUCUGACCCUGUGCCCAUGGAUGUGGACUCCGUGAUAAGGUCCCAACGUGCAGAGAACUACAUCCCGCAGCUUCCACAGCUGAACUUUGCGGGAAUGAGCUCUAGGCGUGCGGAGAUCCGCAUCUGGACAGCCUACAGAGAAGAACUUACAGCGUGGUUGUGUUUGCUUGACGACCGUUUUGCAGAAGAGUUGCGCGAAGCAGCUACAAGCGACGUCGAGGUGAGUCAAAUUGGUUUGUCAGUUGGAAGAGCGGCCAGAAGCACGAAACUGUGGUUUUUACUGCGACAGUCGCUGAGCAAGUUCCAGCGUGCACAGGACUUCGUCCAGCUGAUAGGGGUGAAGCAGAAAGGCGCUUCUGCAGGCUACGAGCUGUGGAGGAUGCUCAACAACGAACUGUCAGUCCGCUCGAGAGUGGAAGGACAGGCUUUGAGAGAGCAAGUCCUAAGCUUGCGCGCCCCUAAGCACAUUUCACGUGCCUUAGACAUGAUGAGGUGGUGUACGACGGAGCUCCUCAAGUAUGACUCGCAGAUCAAGCCGCGCUUUCCAGAGCUGGCAAUCACUGAACAAGAGGCGAUUCUCGCCGUUCUGCGACAUCUGGACGAAGAAGCGAAGAGAUACUUGCUUUUGCGUGGUACAACUUCAAGUCUGGACGCGAUGAUGCGAGGUCUGCAGUUCUAUGAUGAGCAGUUGCGGGUCUUGACCUUCCAGAAGGAACACCAGCCCGGAAAGUUCCUGAACGCUUUUGCUGGCCAACACAAGGGCAAAGAUGGAAAGGGCAAGGACGGAAAAGGCAAAGAUGGCAAGGGGAAAGACGGCAAGGGCAAGAAAGGCGACUCUAAGGGUGGACAGAAAGGUGCUGGAAAGCGGCGAAACACGCCCAAAGGCAAGGGGAAAGGAAUAAAUCCCAAGACACCUGCAAUUAUUGUCACAAGAAAGGCCACUGGGCCCCGAAAGAAAGCUGACCAGCAAGCAAAGGCCAGCGCAGCGAAUGAGUCAUCUGGAAAAGAGCCUGAAGCUGAAUCAGCCCCGAGCCAAGCAUCGAAUGCUACUCCGAAGGCGAGUAGUGCCGCGAAGGGAAAUGGCAAGACUGGAUCCAAGACUGGAACGAAGAGCGCUGUGCUCAUGUCGCUGAUUCCGGGAGCCAAUGCCAUGGCAGUGAGCGAU